AUGCACAGUUACGAUCAUCAUCAUUAUCCUAGCACUACAACUUUACAGCAUGUACGAACACCCUCAAGAAUAAUGUCCAAGUCAAACAGGUCACCUAAAUCAGGCCCGAUGGAUUCUCCGAUUCCGACUAUCUCGGUCGAUACGUCGGCGUUGGACUCUCCAGAAGAAGAGAUGUAUUAUGCUAAGCAGCAGUUUCUCUCACCUGCGUCAGCGGUGUCUUCUGUGCCCAGUCGACGACAUUCGUUCCUUCACCUUGAUCCCCAUCCAACCCCAAAUACAAGCCCGCGUUCCCCCACCUAUACGAGGCCUCGCCCGCAAUACACUCUCAACUACUCGCACCUACACUCACAGGUCCAGGUUCGUGGAGCCCAAACCCAACCCCAAGCUCAGAUUCGAGCACAGCAACUUCUCUCCGUAGCCGACUUCCUCGCGCAACAAGAGCGCGAAAUGGCUGCCGAGGUCCAGCGUGUAAGUGCACAGAUUCGAGAUCUAAGACAGUGUCAAGGACAACAUCAAGUUCGGGAUGGGAUGGUGGUGGAGAGUUCAGGUUCGGAUGCGGAUACGGAGGAGGUGUGCGUUGUGGUCAUCACUGCGGUUUGA
Messenger RNA from Fomitiporia mediterranea MF3/22, 600 nucleotides. RefSeq lists its product as uncharacterized. The transcript is spliced from 2 exons. Lineage: Eukaryota; Fungi; Basidiomycota; Agaricomycetes; Hymenochaetales; Hymenochaetaceae. The record is from RefSeq and is a predicted model, not a curated record. The coding region runs from base 1 to 600 and encodes 199 amino acids.